Molecule: messenger RNA, 1764 nt
Organism: Arabis nemorensis
Lineage: Eukaryota; Viridiplantae; Streptophyta; Magnoliopsida; Brassicales; Brassicaceae
Source: the annotation of a GenBank genome assembly
AUGGAUUUCCACAGCCUUAUGAGAAGAGAUCUUCAGUUUCUCUGCAAGAGGAACAAAAUCCCAGCCAAUAUGACCAAUCUCGCCAUGGCCGAUGCUCUCAAAGCCCUUGAGAUUGUUGAAGGUCUUGAUGAAUACAUGACUCAAUCAAACUCCAAUGCUCCUCGCUCUCCAACCAGUCUAGCAAACCAGCCACCAAACACUGCAACUAGAACAACUCGAAGGAAGACCACAAUGAAAGCUGAACCUCAGUCAUCAUCACAGUUGGUGUCCCGUUCAACAAACAAGUCUCUUGCUGGAGAAAUGGACCAGGAAAACAUAAACAAGAAUGUUGCUCAAGAACCGAAGACUAACAAUGUCAAGUUUGAAGCUAAUGUGGCCAAGACUCCUGCAACACGAAGCAUAAGGAAAGCUUCAGCAGCAACUUCUUGUAGCAGAAAGGUUCAGGAGAGUAAGAAGAAAGAACCGGUCCAGUCUGUGUACAGCACUAGGAGAUCAACCAGGCUGUUAGAAAAAUGUAUGGGUGAGCUGAGUUUGAAGACUAAAGAAACAUUGGAUGAUAAACUGGAGAAGAAUGAAGAAACAGAACGAAAAGUAUCUGCACUGGAGGAGAAUACAGCUGGUUCAGAGGAGAAAAGCGAGGAGGCUGAAGUUAUCCCAGGUAGAGAUUUAAGUGCUUCUAUGGAAAAAGAAUGGAAGAUUUUGAAGAAUGACAGUGACAAGGUAGAUGAAAAUGCUGGUGAUAUUGCUGUUGUGGAUGCAAACACUGAGACCAACAUGGAGAAGGUGAAUGAAGUUAUGAGUGAUGAAAAAGAAUCUGAGAAUAGUUUAGUCCAAGUUGACAAACAAGAAGAAACCUUGCAGACCGAUGAAGCUAUUAUGUGUGAGGAAGGAUCCAAGAAGAAUGACAAUUAUCAGGAGAUUGGAGAUAUUGAGGUUUAUGUUGAUCUUGGUGAUAUUCCUGUCUUGGAACAAGUAAACACAGAGAACAACAAUGGCAAGAAAGAGUCCAAGAACGUUAUAGGUUUCGAAAGUGUAGUAGUACAAGUCGACCAACAAGAAACAGAACAGGUUACUCAGGAGAAGGAUUCAGAUUCAGUGGCUGAGAAGAUCAACACUUUGGAUGAAGAGAUAAUGAUGGACCAACAAGAAACAGAACAGGUUAUUCAGGAGAAGGAUUCAGUGGCUGAGAAGAUCAACAGUUUCGAUGAAGAGAUAAUGGUGGAUCAAACCAGUGAAGAAGAUAAUUCUGGUGUUGACUCAGAUAGCACUGUCUCUGAAGCUGAUUCGAACCAAGCCGUAAUGGGAUCUGAUAUUGCUGAUGAAGAGAUGAUUCUUUCCGAAUCAGAAGGUUCUGAUGCUGCUCCUCGAGCUUCUUCUCCUCCUCUUCUUCUUGAAGAGUCUAAAGUCAAAACAAGUCCAUUUGCUGCAGCAGAAUCAAUCUCAGUUCAGUUUCCAAGACCAAGCAAAUCAACAACUUCAACUCCGUUAAAGAACUCGGCUCUGAAGCUGAUGGUCAAUGUUGAUAAUGAGAACAAAGAGAACAACAUGGAGAUGAUGAUGAUGAUGAAUGUUGUGAAUAAUGAAAAUGGAGAGAGCAAAGUCGAGGCUAAGAAGAAGAUGAAGAAGGUGGUUGAGAUCGAUGAAGUGAACUUGAAUGAUGUGAGCAUGAGGCAACUGGUGAAGAUGGUGAAGCAACUCUCUAUUAAGACAAGUAACAGACCUGCGUUGCAGAUGCUGCCUGGUAAUAAUCAGAUUGCAGAAUAG